Molecule: messenger RNA, 726 nt
Organism: Miniopterus natalensis
Lineage: Eukaryota; Metazoa; Chordata; Mammalia; Chiroptera; Miniopteridae
Product: serine protease 58
Biological process (GO): proteolysis
Cellular component (GO): secretory granule
Molecular function (GO): serine-type endopeptidase activity
Source: RefSeq, a predicted model, not a curated record
AUGAAGUUCAUUCUCUCCUGGGUGAUCUUGAACCUGCCUUGUGUUUUGGCCUAUGACCCAGAUUACCCACAUGGCACUAGUCCCCCAUACCUGGUCUACCUGAAAUCUGAUUACUUCCCCUGCACUGGAGUCCUGAUCCACCCCCUGUGGGUGAUUACAGCUGCGAGCUGCAACUUACUGAAUGUCAAGGUGAUGCUGGGAAUUACAAACCCAUCAAAAGUCACUGAACAAAAUGUAGAAGUUGUUGGCUUGGUGAAGAUGAUUAAUCAUCCCGACUUCUUGAUCACUUCUAUUGAGAACAACCUAAUGUUGAUCAAGUUGAAAAAAUACAUUUUUGUCAAAGACUAUGUGAAAGUGGUCAGCUUACCCGAAGCACCUGCCACUGAAGACACCAUGUGCACCGUCUCCACCUGGGCCUACAACCUGUGUGACAUCUCCUCGGACCCCGACUCCCCGCAGAGCGUGAACGUCUCUGUCAUCUCCGCGGCCGCGUGCAGCAAGGCCUACAGGACCCGCAGCGUCACGGGCCACAUGCUCUGCCUGGGCAUCGUGCCCGGCCGACGGCAGCCCUGCAAGGAAGUCAGAGCUGCCCCCGCCGUCUGCGACGGGGUGCUCCAGGGCAUCGUCACCUUUGCCGACGGGUGCAUCCUGAGAGCUGACGUGGGCAUCUACACCAAAAUCUACGACUACGUGCCCUGGAUCCAAGACACAAUCCUGCAAAACUGA